This is a messenger RNA of Schistosoma rodhaini, 694 nucleotides long. NCBI's taxonomy places the organism in Eukaryota, Metazoa, Platyhelminthes, Trematoda, Strigeidida, Schistosomatidae. The record is from the annotation of a GenBank genome assembly.
CACCACAGAGAACCAGAUAGAUCAUAUUUGUGUCAACAAAAUAUUCCAAAGGACAAUGGAAGACGUGAAAACUAGGAGAGGAGCACACAUGAGUUCAGAUCACCACCAACCGAUGGUCGCCAAGAUGAAGCUGAAGCUAAAGAGGCACUAGACAACUCGGCAAACAGCAUUAAAAAUGUUCAAUACUGUCCUCCUUCCACAUGUUGACAAACUCAAAGAAUUCAAGAUAACUCCCAACAACAGGUUCCAAACAUUACAACAUCUAAUCGAAGAAGAAACUACUAUGGGGGAAAACUGGAAAGGGAUCGAAAAAGCACUUACUUCAACGUGUCUGGAGGUACUGGGCCACAACAAACAUCAUCGUAAGGAAUGGAUCUCUAUGGAAACCUUGGACAAGACACAAGAAAGGAAGAUCAAAAAGACAGCAGUUAAUAACAGCCGAACAAGAACAGAGAAAGUCAAGGGACUAGCUGAAUGCAGAAGCCAACAAGGAAGUGAAGAGGAUUAGGGCUGACAAGCAGAAAUACAUGGAAGAGCAAGCAACAACAGCGGGAAGAGCUGCAAUAUAAGGAAAUAUGAAACAACUAUAUGACAAGACGAAGAGACUGGAAAGGAAAUGUAGUAAAUCAGAAGGACUAGUCCAGGACAAAAAAGGCAAGCCAUUCUUGAAAUUCAAGGACAGAGGAACAGAUGG